AUUUCCCGAUUAUAGUUUCUCCCUAGAGAUCCCGAUUUCUCUUCUAGCCCUCAAUCGGCGCAAGAAUCUCUCAUCCCUCUACAUUCGAUAAACCGCGAUUUCUUCGCUGGAGAAGCUUCCAGAUUAAGGUAUUACUUGCCAAUUGUCACUUCACCUGAAACCCGUUGCCUUUUACUGUAUAUACUUUGUUCUGAUUUGGUAUAUAGAUUCUUCAUAAUGUCAUCGUUAGCCGGAAUGAGGCGAUUCAUUCCGAAAUCACUUUCUUCAUAUGUUAACACCUUCCAUAGACAAUAUAAUUUGUCUCCCCCGUUUACGACCCGUGUCAGUGAAGUUUAUCUUCGAGCUUCUCUCCCUUAUUUGAAUAGUAAGUAUCACUAUACUGAUUCACUAAGAACUGAAAAUCACGCGAAGAAUGUUUGUGAAAUGAUUAGUGCGAGAUCUCUCGUCCAGAAUCAAUCAUUGGGUACAAAGAAUUACAGUUCUUCCUCGCGUCUUGCUUUCAUUACUCCCAAUGAUAGGAAGAAAAUUGGGUCCCUCAUGAUCAUCCCUCCUUUGUUAAAUUGUCGAUCAUAUUCCUCGAGUGAAGGUGGUGGAGGUGGAGUCAACGGAAGUGACUGGGUUGACCAGAUAAAGAAUGCCUCACAUUCUACAGUUACUUAUAUUGGGGAUAAAGCUAAAGAAGUAUCCAAUGAUUUGUCUCCUUAUGCUACUGAAUUACUUGAUACAUAUCCAUAUCUUAGAGAUGUGAUAGUUCCUGUUAGUGGUACCAUAUUAGCUACUACAUUGUCUUGGAUGGUGUUGCCAAGGAUCCUAAGGAGACUCCACAUGUACUCAUCACAAGGUCCAGCAACAUUAUUAUCUGGGACUACUUUUUGGGGUCCAGCUCCUUAUGAGAAAAGUUUUUGGGGAGCUUUGGAAAGUCCAGUUCGAUAUGUGAUGACAUUCAUGGCGUUUUCACACAUCGCCACGAUGGUAGCUUCAAACAUUAUAUCACCUGACUACCUUGUCCCAAUUUGGAGAGGAGCUCUCAUUGUUUCGUUUGUGUGGUUUUUGCAUCGCUGGAAAACAAAUGUCUUUGAACGUGCUUUGUCUGGACCUAAUGUAUCAAAGGCUAUACGAGGAAAGUGGUUGAUUGUGGAUAAUAUGUCAUCCAUAGGUCUAUUUGUUAUUGGAUUAUUGUCGUUGGCAGACUCAUGUGGUGUGCCUGUUCACUCUAUUAUUACAUUUGGCGGUAUAGGAGGUGUGGCUACUGCUUUUGCAGCUAGAGACGUUCUUGUUAAUGUACUUAGUGGAAUAUUCAUGCAGGCUUCACAACCUUUCUCCAUUGGAGACACAAUAAAGGCUGGAUCUGUGGAAGGUCAAGUGUUGGACAUUGGGCUUACAACUACAUCGUUACUCAGUGCAGAGAAGUACCCCAUCACAGUUCCAAACUCAAUGUUUUUGAGUCAGGCGAUUGUCAACAAGUCAAGGGCUCAUUGGCGUGCGAUCUCUGUCAAAAUUUCAUUUAGCAUUGACGAUCCUUACAAGAUCCCUCAGAUAUCAGAUGAAAUAAAGAACAUGUUGAUGUCGCAUCCAAAGGUUUUCUUAGAAAAGGAACCCCCAUAUUGUUCCCUUUCUGGUGCAGAAAGAUACUACAAUGAACUGACUAUGGGAUGCAAUCUUAAACAGAUGGUCAAGUACGAGCUGUUUUUGACACAGCAAGAUAUUAUGGUGCAGUCAAUCCAGAUAUUGAAGCAGCACGGUGCUAAAUUGGGCGACACUUAUGACGAUAGUAAUACUAGUCACAUAUCUCAAAGCAUAUGAAGUAUGUAUGUCCAUUUUUUUUUCUUCAAACCAAAAUGUUCAUUCAAGGUUUUGGGUUCAUAAACAACAGGGGUUGUUUUCUUUCAUUCAUUCUGUUAUCUCCCCUUGUUUAAACUUACUGAUAUUCGUUUGUCCAUCCCUUCGAUAUAGUUGUAAAUUUGUGAGU
Impatiens glandulifera is the source of this 1969-nucleotide messenger RNA. Its product is annotated as mechanosensitive ion channel protein 1, mitochondrial-like. Gene Ontology annotation, cellular component: membrane. The transcript has 6 exons. Gene Ontology annotation, biological process: transmembrane transport. Bases 217 to 1803 code for a protein of 528 amino acids. NCBI's taxonomy places the organism in Eukaryota, Viridiplantae, Streptophyta, Magnoliopsida, Ericales, Balsaminaceae. The record is from RefSeq and is a predicted model, not a curated record.